ACAGAUUUCUUAAAGUCUAUGUUUUGUGGGGGGGCGGAGGAGCAUGUUUUUUAAAAGAAGUCUACGCGCACUGAGAAGACGGAACAUGCGCAUAAACACUCCUUUACGUCACUGGUCCCUGAGCGGUACAGCGGCCUCGCGACCCUCCGGGCCUCGUCUACGCAUGUGCGGGGUAUAGGGCUGCGAGACUCCAAUAGCGGCCAAGAUGUCGGCGCAGGGCGAUUGCGAGUUCUUGGUCAAGCGAGCCCGGGAGCUGGUUCAGGGGGAUCUGUGGGCGGCCAAGGCCUGGCUUAUCACUGCACGAAGCCUCUAUCCGGCAGAUUUCAACAUUCAGUAUGAGAUGUACACAAUUGAGAGGAAUGCAGAGCGGACAGCAUCAGCAGGCAGAUUGCUCUAUGACAUGUUUGUAAACUUUCCAGAUCAACCAAUGGUGUGGCGGGAGAUUAGCGUUAUUACAUCAGCAUUAAGGAAUGACUCUCAGGAUAAGCAGACUCAGUUUUUAAGAGGUUUAUUUGAGACCCUUCCAGGUCGUGUCCAAUGUGAAAUGUUACUGAAGGCCACAGAGCAGUGCUUCAAUACACUAGAACGGGCAGAAAUGUUGCUCUUGCUUCUGCGACGUUUCCCUGAGACUGUGGUUCAGCAUGGGGUGGGCCUUGGGGAAACUUUAUUAGACUCGGAAAAUAUUGAAGACCAAGAUUCACCUGUCAACUGCUUUAGAAAAUUAUUUGUUUGUGAUGUCCUUCCCCUAAUUAUUAACAACCCUGAUGUGCGACUCCCCUCCAACCUGUUAUAUAAGUACCUGAAUAAAGCUGCUGAAUUUUAUAUUAAUUAUGUGACCAGAUCUGCGCAGACUGAAAACCAGUAUCAAGGAACACAGGACACAUCUGACCUUGUGUCGCCAAGCAAACGUAGCUCUCAGAAAUACAUAAUAGAAGGCUUGACUGAGAAAUCGUCUCAGAUUACAGAUCCCUGGGAGAGGGUGUUCAAGAUACUAUCUGUAGUGGGUGUAAGAUGCGAAUGGCAGAUGGAUAUGGCACGAAGGAGUUUUGGUGACAUACUGCUCAAAAUGAAGGAUGUCUGCAGAUACAUCAGUAACUAUGAUAAUGAAGCUCAUACCAAGUACAAAACCCAAGUGGUGUAUUCCACAAUGCUGGUCUUCUUCAAGAAUGCAUUCCAGUAUGUCAGCAGCAUUCAACCUUCUCUCUUCCAAGGGCCAAAUGCUCCAAAUCAAGUCCCACUGGUUCUCUUAGAGGAUGUGUCCAAUGUUUAUGGUGAUACUGACAUUGAUCGUGGCAAACACGUACAUAAAAAGCGGAAACUUGCUGAAGGAAGAGAGAAAACGAUGAGCUCUGAUGACGAGGAUCCUUCUGGGAAGGGGAGAAGCAGGCUCAUUACAGUAAGUGCAGCAGACCUUUCAAACUCCAUUGAAGUACAAGAGAGCUUCAGGCUGGCUAGGGAAAGCUGGGAGCUUCUACACUCAUUGGAAAUACUGGAGAAAGAUUUUGCAAGAAUUUGUGCAACGUGGAAGACUGAUUCCUGGCUUUGGCUACGGAUCUUCCUCACUGAUAUGAUUAUCUAUCAGGGUCAGUACAAGAAAGCCAUUUCUAGCUUGCUUCGUUUAGCAGCCCUGCAGGGAUCUCACUCACACCAGCAGAUCACAGGGCAAGGCUUGCUAGAGAAUCAACGAGCCCUGAUCCAGCUAGCAACCUGCCACUUUGCCCUUGGAGAAUACCGCUUGACCUGUGAAAAGGUACUUGAUUUAAUGUGCUACAUGGUCCUUCCUAUACAAGAGGGGGCUAAACUCCCGGAAGAACAACCUAAAAUGAAAUCAAAAUUCAGGAAAGCUUCGGAGCUGAAGCUCUGGCCAUGUACCAGUAAAGCUAUUAUGCCCUAUUGCCUACGGUUACUGUUAGCUUGUUUUAAGCUGAGAGCUUUCACAGACAAUCGGGAUGACAUGGCACUGGGUCAUGUGAUUGUGUUGCUCCAACAUGAGUGGCCAAGAGGUGAAAACUUGUUCUUGAAAGUAAUCAACAAAAUCUGCCAACAAGGAAAUUUCCAAUAUGAAAACUUUUUCAACUAUGUGACAAAUAUUGAUAUGUUGGAAGAAUUUGCCUACUUAAGAACACAAGAAGGAGGAAAAAUUCACCUGGAGUUGCUGCCAAAUCAGGGGAUGUUAAUAAAGACUUCUAGCCCUCCGCUGGGGUUACUGCAGCAGGAAUUCAUACCUGUACUACAGCCCAGCAUACAGACUGCUGACAGGCAUCACACAGUUACCAGGGGAAUAACCAAAGGUGUGAAGGAAGAUUUCCGCCUGGCAAUGGAACGCCAAGUGUCACGCUGUGGGGAGAACCUGAUGAUGGUGUUGCACAGAUUCUGCAUCAAUGAAAAGAUCUUGCUACUUCAGACACUAGCCUGAAUCCCAUGGACUCCCUCCUGAAGCAUAUCACUUAGAAGUGGAAAGCAGAGAGCUAUGUGAAUGUUUGAGGUCACAUUACAGUUAUCCUGAAAUCCCUGGCUCAGCUUGCUGGGUCAGUUAACUAAACUUGGAAGUAUAGUUCACAUUACCAGAACUUCACUGUAUCUUUUGGUAAACCUUUUGAGUUGGAAAUUUGUAAAUAAAAUAAAAUGUGUUUUGCUAUAA
Molecule: messenger RNA, 2641 nt
Organism: Hemicordylus capensis (graceful crag lizard)
Lineage: Eukaryota; Metazoa; Chordata; Lepidosauria; Squamata; Cordylidae
Gene: INTS10
Product: integrator complex subunit 10
Exons: 18
Coding region: 206-2416 (736 amino acids)
Biological process (GO): snRNA processing
Cellular component (GO): integrator complex
Source: RefSeq, a predicted model, not a curated record